UCUAAGCUGACAAACCGCAGGCUUUACUGUAAGCCAGUCUUAGGAGCCAGACUGAGCGGAGAGAAAGAGCCUUUCCUGCAAGAGCGAGGGGGCUCUAGGGGUGACGGGCGGCUGCAGGGGACGCAGGAGUUCUGGGCUACUGACAGGACACGGGGAAAUAAUAGUGCGAUGCCUUCCCCUGCACGCCCGUGCCCAGUGAGCGGGUGAAAGGGAGCUCAGACCCUCCGAGCCCGGGAAAGAGUGGAGAGGAUGGUCCAGCCGGCCACCCUGCUGGUCUGAGGAGGGGGUCCAGGGCUUGGGCUGCGACUGCCGGGCUCCGAGGUGAAGAAAGGCAGCCCUUCUGGCAACCAUGGUAGUCCUAGGGCUCGCCCUGAUCUUGCUUCUGGAAUACUCGGUCUCUGGUUCCGGUGAGGCAGGGAAGUUCCAAACCUUUCACUGUGACCACCAUGCCUGCAACCCACCCGUGGGGAACCUUGCCACUGGAAGGACCCCUAUCACAUUCACUACCUGUGGAGAAAGUGGUACAGAGCUCUCCUGCUCCUACCUGGACCAGCCUCCCUUCCCCUCCACCACCUUGAACUGUGGCCAUCUUCAGUGCACCAAGUGCAAUGCUCAGCAACCCAAUAAUUCCCACCCACCAUCCUCCAUGACGGAUGACGUCUUUAGCUCUCCCAACACCUGGUGGCAGUCAGCUCCAGGUAUCUCACGAGAAGAGAUUCGUCUGGACUUCGAGACAGAGUUCUACCUGACUCAUGUCAUUGUGGUCUUUAAGUCUCCCCGGCCUGCUGCCAUGAUCCUGGAGCGUUCCCAAGAUGGCGGACGUACCUGGAGGCCCUAUAAAUAUUUUGCCACCAACUGUACGGCAACCUUUGGGCUCCAAGAUGACCUCAUUGAAGAAGGCUCCCUUUGCACAUCUAGGUAUUCGGAUUCUAUUCCUUGUACCAGAGGUGAGGUCAUCUACCGGGCGCUAACUCCGACUAACCAGAUUGAAGAUCCUUAUGGCCCCGAAGCCCAAGACUUGCUGAAACUCACCAACCUCCGUCUUCAGCUGCUAAAAAGGCAGGAUUGCCCCUGCCAGGGGGUGAGGCCCCUGGAGAAGCCCCAUCGGUUCACCCACUACGCCAUCUACGACCUGAUUGUUCGAGGAAGCUGCUUCUGCAAUGGACAUGGAGAGAUGUGUCAGCUGGCCGAGGAGACGGGGAGCUCCAGGAAUAUGGUCCAUGGGACAUGUGUGUGCAGACAUCACACAGCAGGCCUACACUGUGAGAAGUGUUUGCCACUGUAUAAUGACCAGCCGUGGAAGCCAGGAGAUGGGAAAACCAGCCAGCCCAAUGAGUGCAAAAAGUGCCGUUGCCACAACCACGCUGAUAGCUGCCACUUUGAUGGAGGUGUCUGGCUGAACUCUGGGAAGCGCACCGGUGGCAUCUGCGACAACUGCCAGCACCACACGGAGGGCCGUCACUGCCAGAAAUGCAAAGCAGGGUUUUAUCGGGACUGGAGCAAGCCGAUGUCCUCCCCAGAAGUCUGUAAACCUUGCUCAUGCCAGCCCUUGGGAUCGGCCAAUGAGACUUCCCACAAGGGCUUCCCUUGCCACCCCAAGACAGGAUACUGCCUCUGCAAGCCCGGAGUGGCGGGCCCACACUGUGAUCGAUGCCUGGUGGGGUACUGGGGCUUUGGAGGAAAUGGCUGUCGUCCCUGUAACUGCUCUGGGGAAUGUGAUCCCCACACUGGAGCCUGCCUAACUGGACACGAGAAGGAGCCUUUCCUUCAUGUCCCCAUAGGUGGGCAGAUCCCUGAUCUUGUCCAGGGACCGGGCAGUGACAGUGAAGAGCCGUUAAGAUGGGAUGGUCAAGAGCGAGGAUUUUCUGCCCUGAGGCAUCCAGAAAAGUGUGUCUGCAAGGAGAAGGCAGUUGGGAAGGUCAGGGAUUUCUGCCAGAUGAAAUAUGCAUAUGUGAUAAAGGCCAAGAUCCUUUCGGCAUAUGACAAGGGCACCCACGCUGAAGUGUGGGUGAAGGUGAAGAAGAUUCUAAAGUCUGGUCAGGUGAAAAUCUCCCGGAGUCACCAGAGCAUUUACCCAGAAUCCUGGACCCACCGGGGGUGCACCUGCCCCAUUCUGAACCCAGGCACAGACUACUUGGUCGCAGGGCAGGAGGACCCCAGGAGCAGCAAACUCUUGGUCAACAUGAACAGCCUGGUGAAGCCUUGGAAAGUGUACCUGGGAAAACAAGUAGCAGGCAUCCUCCGCACUGGCUGCAAGUAACCGAGGCAGACGCCCCACAGAGCCUCACUUCUCAGCAGCAAAGUCUAGCGUGUUCACCGCUCUGAAAGCCCCAGACUGCCCAGGUGCUCAGUCUGCACUGCCCCUCCUUUCAUAAGCUCAGGACAAGGUCCUUUCUGUAGAGCCCCUGCUGCCCCACCAGAAUCUCAGACAGACGCUGGAGAGGGAUUCCACUAGGACUUAAAUGUUGGUGACAUAACGGAGGCACCCUGAGGCAGAGGAGAGAGUACUUGAUUCAGUCUCAGGAGACCUGGAUUCCCAUUUGGGCUCGUGUGACUGCUCCAACCUGGAUCCCUCUGCCUUCCAAAGGGUGGUGAUAACACCGCUUGCCCGACUUCUGUUACAGGGUUGUUGUGGGGAUGAGAUGAUGGAUGUAAAGACGCUUUGUAAACUGGGAAGUUUGUACAAAUGUAACUGGCUGCUAUUAUCAUGAAUUGCCACACCUAACACAGAUUGCCUGUUGGGGUACUGUGUUUUGUCCAUGGGCAUCUCUCGCUGUCUUUCUAGUGUUAACAAAUGGAAAAUAUGAAUUGAUCCCUAGACGCCAUAUUUUGUUGAGUUUAUUAUGGUGAAGCAAAGUGCAAAGCUUCCUUCCUUGGAGGUACCAUGGAUUGGUGGGAAAAGGGUUAGAUCUAGAUCCAGAGGUUCUAGGUUAAAAUCCUGGCUCUGCUACUUAUGGCCUAUGUGCCCUGGUGCUGGUCACUUAACCUACCUUGGCCUCAGUUUCCUUAUUGAUAAAGUCAGGAGGGUGGACCUGAUGUGGCUUAGAGAUCCCGUGGGAAGUAGUUGAAAUUGUGCUGUAGAAAGUUUGGCCUUGAACCCUUGCUUUGCUUCUUAAUGCUUGUGUUAUACCAGGCAAGUCCUUCCUGGGUCUCAUCAGUCAAAUGAGGGACCCCUGGAUGGUGCCUUCCAGCUCUAGUCCCAUGAUCCCAAGAAAUGUCAUUUCAGUUCCCCACAAACAGAAUCCCUGCUCUUAGACCAGGAUGUCAGCGAACUCAUCAGCACCCAUGGUUUCAAUGAGCACCUUUAUGCAGAUGUUUCUCAGCUCUCUUCAUCUGGCCUUCACCCCUCUCCUGAUUUCCAGUCUUGUAUCUCCAACUUCCUACUGGGCAUCUAGGACUGGAUCACCCAUAGGCAUCUUGGAAUGAGCCCAUUAUCUUUUCCCUAAACUCUCCCCCCUUCCUAACUUUCCUGUUAUAUGGUCUAGGGCUCCCAAUAUCCUUCCUGACAACCAGGCUUGCAACUGAGGGUGUCAUCCUUGACUCUUGGCUCUGUCUCACACUUCCCUGCUAUAUCACUUCUGGACUAUUGCAAGAGCCUUCCAGUUGGUCUCCAUUUGACUAUCAAAGUGACCUUCCUAAAGUGCAGACCAUGUCCCCCUAUCCCCUCCCCUAACAUUUAGUAAAUGCUAGCUGUGUGUCCCUGGGCACUGUGCCUCCCUAUGACCUCCCGGAUCAAAUAUAAAAUCAUCUGUUUGGUUUACAGAGCAUUUCAUAAUCUGGCCCUUCCUAACUUUCUGCCCUUCUUGAUGCCUUAUAGACGGUGGGGCGUCUAUGCUGUUCCUCCUCCAUGACACUCAGUUUCCUGACUCUGUUUAUCUUCCCUGGCUGUUCCCCAUGCCUGGAAUUCUCAGCUAAAACCCCACCUAGAAGUAGCCUUUUCUGCUCACCCCCCCUGCCCCGCCCCAAUUCCAGCAUCUCUCCUCUGAGCCCAUCUCCAAUUUGUCUUGUAUACACCUUGUUUGUACAGUCGUUCCUACGUCAUACAGUAAGCUUCCUGAGAGCAGGGCCUAGCUCUGCUUGUUUGUAUCUCCAACACUUAACACAGUGCCGAGCACUUAACCCAUGCUUGACUUGACUUGUUGGAAAUGGGACCUCAAGGAAGACAGACUCAGAGCUGGAAGGGCCUGCAGAGGUCAUGCAUGCAGUCCAUCCCCUGCCUGUCCUAGGCGGGAUUUGAAGACCUCUGGCUCACUUUGCCCAAUCGUUGAGGGCCAGGCUAUCCAAGCUGAAGACCUUCCUUUGCAACCUGUUUCCACACACCACUAACCUGAGCAUGCUAUUUUCCAGACAGAUUGGACAACCCAAGCUGAGCCUGACCCUCUCAGGCCUCUGUGCAGUUGGGCAGGAUGAGCUUCUUCUCUCGGCCUUUCAGCAUCCUUCUCUGCCUUCAAGGUCUAGCUCAGGAGCUAAUUUUCUUGCUCCCCUCCUCCUCCAGCCCACCGCGGCUGAGGGCUCUUUGUCUUGGGGCACUCUGGAUUUCUCAUUAUUCUUCCUCUCCCCCCUUCCCUAUUAUGAUAUUUACUUAUGUGCUUAUUCUCUUAGGAGAGCCUAUUUUGCUUGAGGAUGGGGACUGUGUCAGUUUUUAUCUUUGUAUUUGAGCACUUAGCUGAUGCUUACUGAAUCUUGGCUGAAUUCUUGGCCCUCACGGUGGACACCAUCAUCACUACCGGUAUUGACUUUUUUUUUUUUCUUUUAGUGAGGCAAUUGGGGUUAAGUGACUUGCCCAGGGUCACACAGCUAGUUAAGUGUUAAGUGUCUGAGGCCGGAUUUGAACUCAGGUACUCCUGAUUCCAGGGCCGGUGCUCUAUCCACUGCGCCAUCUAGCUGCCCCCGGUAUUGACUUUUGAAUAUCUACAGUGAAGAAGCAAUAGUGGUUCUCUGUCUCGACAUUUUAACCCUGGCUUUGUGACUUAUGACUGAUGAAACAGAGGCUCUGGUUUGGGCUGGUGGUGAAGUGUUGUGUCUGAGGGUGGUUUUAGAUCCAACAUCUAGGUGGUACUGGUUUAAUAAAAUCCUAGAAACUCAUGAAAGACCGGACCAACCUUAACAAGCGGUAAUUGUGUGAUACCAUGGGAAGAAUCCUGUGUCAUCAAGGUCACCAGGUCAUCUUGGGGAAAUACCUCGUUACAUUAUUAUGGUCAUUCCAUUCUGGAGGGUUUCCUCUUGGUCCUUUAAUUCUGCUCAGAAUCUCUUGCACCCAGGUCCUAGGGAUUAAAGUAUUUACAUGCAUCUUCAUCACCUGAUUCCUGUUGAGUGGUUGUUCUGUGUGUAGAUGUGGACUUUCUUCUGGGGACACGAUCCAAAAAUUCUUAGAAAGGUUGAGGAGUGUGGUGGCAAGGGCCCUGGGCUGAGGGCUGAGGCUCUUGCUGUGUGACCUCGGAAGUUAAAUAAAGGAUGCUGAAAUGCUUCCUUAAGCUGUAAAUGGGUGAGAGAUUAUUGCUAUUGUGAGAUUUAAAAUUGGAUAUUAGAUCAUAAAUCUCUCCUACUUA
Dromiciops gliroides (monito del monte) is the source of this 5549-nucleotide messenger RNA. RefSeq names its product netrin-4-like. The transcript has 11 exons. Gene Ontology annotation, biological process: substrate adhesion-dependent cell spreading; cell migration; basement membrane assembly. Gene Ontology annotation, cellular component: laminin trimer. Gene Ontology annotation, molecular function: protein binding. Bases 350 to 2260 code for a protein of 636 amino acids. NCBI's taxonomy places the organism in Eukaryota, Metazoa, Chordata, Mammalia, Microbiotheria, Microbiotheriidae. The record is from RefSeq and is a predicted model, not a curated record.